CACCCAGCGAAUCUCUGUUGUCUCCUUUAGUCCCUAGGGUUUGAAGCCUACAAUUUUUUUUACCUAAUCCCUCUUUGGUUGCAUUCUCAUGCCGAUCCUUCGUCAUGAGGUUAGUCUUCAUCUCAGUAUCUUUCUUUCUUGGGGCUAGUAAGCUUUGCCUGAAGCUCAGAAAUCCCAACCUGAAAUUUUAUAAAAUUAUUUAUAGCUUUUAACUGUCAAAGGUAUUGCUACAUGGCAAUCUCUUCUAAUUUUUCAUUUGGGUCUCCAUCGAAUCCGUCGUUUGAUCCCCAUUUCUAGCAAGUUUUAUUUUUAAAGGUUGUUUGCUGUGAUUGUGAUCUUGAAAAGGUUUGUUUCUAAAGAGUUGGUCAUCCACUCACCUUUUUUUUUUACCACUUUUCAGUCAAAUUUAGGUUGCUUUAAAGCACCCCUACCAUGGGUUUUCUAGUACUAAUGGCUUCUGUCUUAGCAGUUUCUCACCUAUACUGAGUAAAGUUUUGAGUUGUUCUUGCCAGUUUUAGUACUAUCUCUUUUUGUACUUUAACUAUACUAUCCAUUCUCCAACGAUACACUCUGCCACAUUCCUAUACAUCUCCCUCUCUCAAAAUGGCUCCAUCUGCUACAAAAACAACGAAAGCAAAAGCAACGAGGAGACCAAGAAGAACCCAUUACAAGAAGCGGCUGGUCAAGUCCAAGAACAUCCAAGAAACAUCAAUGUUGGAGGAUAUCUCUUCCUCCACCGCCACUACCUCAAGCUUCAAUACUUGUUCCAAGAUUGAUGGCUUAGAUUUCGAGGGUGUUGAUAUCUCUACAAGUUCAUGCUCUACACCAAAAGCUCAGAGAUUUCGGAUACCAAAGAUCGUUACUUGCCCACCUGCGCCGAAGAAGCAAAGAGUGAUUUCAAAUUGCUCAUUGCAAAGGAGACCGAUAGCUUUCUUUGCCCCUCCAGACUUAGAGCUAUUCUUCUUCUUUGCUCUUCGCGAUAUCUCAGUCUAGAGUUUGUUCAUAUGAUAUGAAGAUCAUUUCAAUAUAGUGUAAGAGGUGAUCCUUAUAAAAUCUCUCUUGAGUUACAUAGUUUGUGUUUUUCUCAAUCUGAUCAUUAAGAUAUAUUAUAAGAGCUAGUUUGAGCUUUUGUUAGCUUUGCUCUUUUUGGUUUACUAAUUAAGCUAGCUGGUUUUCCAAUUUGAUGGGUAUACUAAUCACUAAGUUUAGCUGGGGUUGUCCAACUAAAUUUAGGCUUAAUUAUGUCUACUGUUCCUUCAAUAUUUAUUUCAUUUUUAGGUGUGUAUUGUUGACUUUGGGAGUUUGAAGAGUGAGAUGUAAUGGCUUGAUUUAAGGUUUAAUUGUGAGUGUGAUUUUAGCGUGCAA
Hevea brasiliensis (rubber tree) is the source of this 1365-nucleotide messenger RNA. RefSeq names its product cyclin-dependent protein kinase inhibitor SMR9. The coding region runs from base 604 to 993 and encodes 129 amino acids. The record is from RefSeq and is a predicted model, not a curated record. The transcript has a single exon. Lineage: Eukaryota; Viridiplantae; Streptophyta; Magnoliopsida; Malpighiales; Euphorbiaceae. Gene Ontology annotation, biological process: regulation of DNA endoreduplication.